AUGUCCACACAAACCAGCGUAUCCCCAGAACGCGUAGUCAUUGGUUGCUUGUUCACACCCACAGAUCCAAAUGGCUUCGUAGACGUGACCAUCAGAGAUGGACCUAAAGGGACAUUUACCCUGACGAGACAUAACCGCUUCUUCAGCGAAUUAUCAAACAUGAAGCAGUACCACAGCUCAGCUAGGAAGAAUGAAGACAAUGAACCUUACUUUAUCCACGUGAUCUAUGACAAAACAUUACAUGGGACACCACGAUGCCCGUACUUAGUAGUGAAAGGAAUGUGCAAAGGGCAGGCAGUCGGCCUGGAACGCAAGGAUUACAUGGCUGCGACCAAUGCUGUUGAUCAUGUGAUACGGAAAGUGAAAGUUGAGGAGAGAAAAGAAGGGGAUAAAGUGUAA
This is a messenger RNA of Suillus plorans, 399 nucleotides long. RefSeq lists its product as uncharacterized. The record is from RefSeq and is a predicted model, not a curated record. Bases 1 to 399 code for a protein of 132 amino acids. The transcript has 2 exons. Lineage: Eukaryota; Fungi; Basidiomycota; Agaricomycetes; Boletales; Suillaceae.